CGCAUUCAAAUUUCAGCGCCAAGUUGGUCCUUCUCCGUGCAUGGCUUUAUCCUACGGCGGCCUGGCAACAAUGGGAUCAGCUCAUAAUGGCUACCUUAUUUGCGGGUGGUGUGUUUCCUCGUCCAAGCUGUGGUGUCGACAAAUAAAAGGCAUUUUCAGUUUCUGAAGCAUCAUCAGUGAGGCCCCUACAAUGGCAGCACCAUUGGUAGCGGCUGUUGUGCCUGCAGGCAGCUGCUGCUUUUCCGACAAUGCUUUGCUGUGAACAACAGGAACACCGAGUGUCCCUCCACCUAUGGCCUGCCCUGGUUGGUUGCCUUCUGCACAGUUCGCCCCGUGACAUGGACCAACAGGCUUCCCCAGGAAGCCUUGACUUCCGCGACGUCCCCGCUCCGGAGGACCACCAUCUCAGCAGCCAGGCCCAAGAGGGUGGUGUUGAACAGCCACACCAUUCCAGCCACCCUGUCAUCUUUCAAGUUGACCUUCACCCAUCUUCAGGCCACCAAAACAUUGGAGUAUGGGAAGCAAGGGUGCCGGCAGCCCGGCCACCAUCCUCGAACGUUGAAGAUUGUGGGUCUGCAGGAAGUGGUGCAGCUUCGACCUUGUCUGCAGACUGGCCGUCCAAAGAAGGGGCAGGGACAUUGCCUCUGAGUGUCUACAUGGCUUGUUUGUCUCUAGACUCCUGCCAGGUCUCCAGUCAGCGCUGCCGUCUUGAAGCCACAUGCUGCUGUGAAUCGCACAGUGCCACUGCAAAGUCAUCACCUUCUGACGUGGCCAGCCGCCGGGCAUCCACGUCAGGUCGAACUGACGGUUCUACAAGAACCUCCAGGUCACGCUGCUCCCUGGAUGAGCCUUCAAAUUACACGCUUGUUCUGAAGCCCAAAGCACUGAAGCCUUGCCCCGUGGGAGGGUCCGUCCACUCUGUGCAUUCUGCCCACUCUGCAUGUUCAGCUGGGGCUUCGUUCGACAGGCCUGAAGUUGUCAGCCGUCCCGGAAGCACACCAUCGCAAGUACUUGGCUUGAGUGAAGAGGGCCACGAACUGCUGCCGCAGAUGCCCUAUAGCAGCCCCAACAGUCCUAUUCCAUUCUUGACAGCGCUAGGGGACACAGAUGUGCAUGGGAGGAAGGAGGGAAGAACCUUGUCAACGUGCAGCAACUGCCGCAGAUCACGUUCCGCCACUGUUGAGUCAAAGAAACAACUCAGGAGCAAGAAGAGAAAAGAAAACUCUCGCGCUGAGCGAUGUUGCUCGGAAGAAAUUGGUACGCAUGGCACUUGUGACUGCAUUGAAGACUUGUCUGGACCGGUCGAAAAGGGCUCUUUGCGGCAUUCACUGGCCUCUUGCUUGGGUGCUAGAGGUCAGAGUGCGUCGCGGCCUGCUGAGAAAGCAUCAUCAAAGAGGCGCUUUUCGUUCACCCUGCCCAAUGCACUGCUUAACGUUUUUCGCAAGGGAUCUAGCACCUCACCAUCUGUGCGAAACAGUUCAAGUCAGACAGACCCCUAUCCAGAGGAGGUGGUUCGGUGCAGUGAGAAGGCGACCAGUCCAUAUGCUGUGCGAGCAUUGCCUCCACUUCCAGGCAAUGCUACUGUAACACUAUGUGACCAUUUUGGCAGGGCUGAUGCAGUCAGCUGUGCCUCGGAUGACUCGGACAGGAAGAGCCUCGACUAUGCAUCCAGCAUAGAGAAAGUUAAGGAUUGUGGCUGGUAUUGGGGCCCCAUCAGUGGAGAGACGGCUGAACGGCUGCUCGCACAUGAACCGGAUGGUUCGUUUGUCGUGCGUGACAGCUCUGACGAGCACUACAUCUUCAGCUUGACUUUCAAGCUCAACGGCUUUGUACGGCAUGUGCGCAUUGAGCAUGAUCAAGGCAACUUCAGCUUUGGCUGCCUGCAGAAAUUCCACAGCAACACCAUUGUAGACUUCAUUGAGAAUGCAGUAGAGCACUCGCGCAGUGGGCGUUAUCUGUUCUUCCUGCACCGGCGUCCUGUGCUGGGUCCCAUGCGUGUCCAGCUCCUGCACCCAGUGUCUCGUUUCAAGCAAGUCCAGUCACUCCAGCACCUCUGCCGGUUCUCCAUACUGAAGAGUAUACGGCGGGACUUUGUGGAUGCGCUCCCGCUGCCAGCACGUCUCAAGGCCUAUCUGAACACGCCGCACUACUACUCAGAGGAGCUGGCCGACUCGGUUACCCUCAGUGGUGGGGCCCUGGCUGUCCAGUCCCAGGAGCUGCAAAGUGGUCUGCAGGAGGAGCCUUUCAGUCCAAGUUGAUAGUACAUCUUGGAAAGGCUUUUGUUCUAGUUCAUCUCUCUCUCUCUGUCUCCCUCCUGGGUGAGAAUUUUUGUGUGUUUGCUGCAGCAUCUUCAUCAAAGGUGCUAUCAACAUGAAUUGAAAUUCGAGCUAGUCAGAGUGAAGUAGGGCAGAUUUUUUGCACUUCUUCGCUCGCCAGUGUCUGCAGCAUUGGCAUGAUUCAGUUGGAGAUUCUGAGUCACAGGGCCAUGGCGCAUUCUAUGACUGCUUGGGCACCGAUGCCUCGCUGCACUUUAAAAAAAGAACAUAUGUGCAAGGCAUUCACUUUUUUUGUUUUUGCUUUCAUGUGUGUUUCAAUUUUUGCUGGUAAUGCAUUGCCACUUGUGCAUAAGUGAAGGAGAAAGUAAUGCUUCGAGCACUUGUGUGUCUCUGUGUUGAUUGAAGAACACUGGGAAACAUUCUCAUUUUAGUGUUAUACCACCUCCUACACAACUCUUACAGAUGAUACCAAGGACCCCUGCGUUGCAUGUCCUUGCAUGUCCAGUGCGUCAGAGUUGCCAAUGUGUGGCUGAAUUAGUGGCAGCAUGCCAUAGUAAAUGUGAAAUGUGGGCCUGUUUUGACUGUUAUUGCUUUAUGAGUGUCAACUUGUCAGCCAUCUCUGACUGCAUUGUUCUGUCCUGUGAAGCCAGAAAGUUGGAAGUAACUGAAAGCCUCGCUUGAAUUUAACGGCUUUGAAAUGCAUUGAGCAUAUAGCGAGCCAGCCAAAAUUCUGGAAUUUGUUCAAAUUGAUCUAAGACGUUAAAUUACUUCUGUGUGAAUUAUCACAAGCCAACUUGUGUUUUUGCACGAGUGUUGAGGAGAUUGUGGGAAGCAGUGAAUUUUUUUUGUUGCACUGUCGAGAAUAGAUAGAGCCAACUUAUGAAGGCCAUCAAAUGCAGCGUUACUGAAUUGACUGGUUGUCAGUGGGUGAUGCAGGUUAUCGUAUGUAUGUAAAAAGAAUGGUGUCGUUGUUUCAGAAUUUCUUGAAAGGGGAUAACAAGCCUUGCAUUUUUUUCCACCAAAGAACUGUAUGACUUCAGUGUCAGAUGCAUAUUUGCUAUCAUUGCUGCACCUACGACAGUAUUAAAACCUAUACCCUGCUG
Dermacentor albipictus is the source of this 3379-nucleotide messenger RNA. RefSeq lists its product as uncharacterized. Gene Ontology annotation, molecular function: 1-phosphatidylinositol-3-kinase regulator activity. Gene Ontology annotation, cellular component: phosphatidylinositol 3-kinase complex. The record is from RefSeq and is a predicted model, not a curated record. Lineage: Eukaryota; Metazoa; Arthropoda; Arachnida; Ixodida; Ixodidae. Gene Ontology annotation, biological process: phosphatidylinositol phosphate biosynthetic process; intracellular signal transduction.